AUGGCACGCCCUAAAAAAGAAGGAUCAAAAGGCAAAGAAAUGAGAUUAAAACUGCCUGCAAGAGUUGAGGAUUUAAGAACAAAUAAUAAGGCUAUCUUUCCACCGAAGACCAGUACACUGAUGGAAUACAUCAAAAACAAGCUCUAUUUUGUUGUGGCACUGUUUAAAAACCUUUACUUCAUUAUAGUGGGGGAUAAAGCGUGUGAUCCAAAUAACAUCAAGUGUCUAAAACUAAUCAUAAAAGAGGCUGUGAAGAUAAGAAUGGAACAGAGGUCUGCAAACACAGAUGGUGCUGUAGACACGGAUGUUGUUAUAGACACGGGUGGUGCUAUAAACACAGAUGUUGCUUUGCAGGAAAAUAAAGACGAAAAAAAGAAUGCUGAUUCUACUGAUGCUCCUCAAAAAAUAGAUGAAAACACUGGCAAUCAUCAAUAUAGCACUAGCACAAUGAGGUCGGAUAAGUUUAGAGAUUGUGUAUUGAUCUCUAAACAUUUGCAAAUAAGACACACUGAAGAUCAGACAAAAAGCCUAAUUAAAAGAUCACAGGGACCAAAAUUCAACCCGGCAAAAAGAGAACAGAUGGAAGAAGCGAAUUUGCAAGUGCCGCUGGAUAUAAAUGUGCUGCAGAUCGUUUUUACCCUUAUUUUCAUUUUUAUAACUCUAAGCGCGAUAAUCUGGUGGAUGGUGUUCCUGGUAAAAAUAAUCUUUAUUAACCCGCCCCCCAAGCUGGAAAAGCUAAUAGUCUCUGAGCUGACCAAAGAGCAGAAGGAAGUGUUGAACAGAUACAACAAUCUGUACAGUCCAGACAAUACAGGCAAUCCCAGCAAUAAAAGUGCGCAAAAGUACUACGAGCAGUACUUGCACGAUAAUAUAAACUAG
This is a messenger RNA of Nematocida minor, 879 nucleotides long. RefSeq lists its product as uncharacterized. The record is from RefSeq and is a predicted model, not a curated record. The coding region runs from base 1 to 879 and encodes 292 amino acids. Lineage: Eukaryota; Fungi; Microsporidia. The transcript has a single exon.